Messenger RNA from Anthonomus grandis grandis, 783 nucleotides. Its product is annotated as sex-determining region Y protein-like. Lineage: Eukaryota; Metazoa; Arthropoda; Insecta; Coleoptera; Curculionidae. The record is from RefSeq and is a predicted model, not a curated record. The coding region runs from base 1 to 642 and encodes 213 amino acids. The transcript is spliced from 2 exons.
AUGGGGUAUGUCUUCUACGCCUUCUACCACACCAAGUACCACGACGACCACGCCCAGUCCUACGACGACUACCACAACCACGCCCAGCCCGACAACGACUACCACAACCACGCCCAGUACUACGACGACUACCACAACUACGCCCAGCCCGACAACGACUACCACAACCACGCCCAGUACUACGACGACUACCACAACUACGACCAGCCCUACUACGACUACCACAACCACGCCCAGUACUACGACGACUACCACAACCACGCCCAGUCCGACAACAACUACCACAACCACGCCCAGUACUACGACGACUACCACAACCACGCCCAGUCCAACAACGACUACCACAACCACGCCCAGUACUACGACGACUACCACAACCACGCCCAGCCCAACGACUACCACAACCACGCCCAGUACUACGACGACUACCACAACUACGCCCAGCCCUACUACGACUACCACAACCACGCCCAGUACUACGACGACUACCACAACCACGCCCAGCCCGACGACUACCACAACCACGCCCAGUACUACGACGACUACCACAACCACGCCCAGUCCAACAACGACUACCACAACCACGCCCAGUACUACGACGACUACCACAACUACGCCCAGCCCUACUACGACUACCACUAGGAGGACCACCACCACACCCUUUACAUGGCCAACUCACCCACCGUGGACACCUUACCCACCGUGGCCAAGUCAGCCAUCUUGGAGUCCUUACCCAACAUGGCCAAGUCAGCCAUCUUGGAGUCCUUACCCAACAUGGCCAAG